Oncorhynchus kisutch (coho salmon) is the source of this 1910-nucleotide messenger RNA. RefSeq names its product nodal homolog 2-A. Lineage: Eukaryota; Metazoa; Chordata; Actinopteri; Salmoniformes; Salmonidae. The transcript is spliced from 3 exons. Gene Ontology annotation, cellular component: extracellular region. Gene Ontology annotation, molecular function: cytokine activity; growth factor activity. The record is from RefSeq and is a predicted model, not a curated record. Bases 21 to 1457 code for a protein of 478 amino acids.
UGCCAUCCAAUUUGACCACCAUGCGUUCAUUAGGCGUUCUAGGUGUAGCGCUACAUGCCUCUCUGCUCAUACUGCUGACUCAAGGAAUUCACAAAUCUAGAGAUGGAGUUUAUCACGGAAAAUCACGACGCUUUGCUACAGACCACCGUCCACCUGGAUUCCAUCACCUGGCACCGAAGUAUAUGAUGCACCUUUACCGGAAUUACAAGUCAAAUCUUACUCGGCCUAUAGACGUAAUGGAGAAGGCCAUCGCAAAACAAGCAGACACAGUCAAGAGUGUGAUGGCAAAAAGUUUAUUUCACAGACCCCGACGCUGGACUGCAACCUUUGACCUGACCACCUUAUUGGCCGACGAACGGAUCCAAGCAGCGGAGCUCAGGUUCAGGUUUCCCCGGGCGACGAGGGCUUCCAACAUUACCGUGGAGAUCUACCAUCACCACGACUACCCGUGCAGGCAGACACGGGAGAUCUGCCAGGAACACCAGCUGGUGGGAUAUUUCUCCGUCUCCUCUGUGAUUAACUCCUCUCAGCACUGGAAGGUGUACAACCUUACUGAUCCUCUGUUGAACUGGCUCGGCCAGGAACACAUUUCCAGGAGCUCAAUGAAGAGGAGAUCACCAAACAAGACAAAGAGAGAUGUGUACUUCCCCAACCAUGUCCAGUUGGCUGGGUCUACAACACAGCAAAACACUUUCCAGUUGGCUGGGUCUACAACACAGCAGAACCCUGUCCAGUUGGCUGGGUCUACAACACAGCAGAACCCUGUCCAGUUGGCUGGGUCUACAACACAGCAGAACCCUGUCCAGUUGGCUGUGUCUAAAACACGGCAGAAUCCUGUCCAGUUAACUGUGUCUAAAACACGGCAGAAUCCUGUCCAGUUAACUGUGUCUAAAAUACGGGAGAAUCAGUGUGUGAGCGACAGAGCCUUACUGGUUGUAUUCUCUCAUACAGGGUCAGAGGAGGGCUCCCAGGCCAAAGCCAGUCUCCUCCACACGGCCGAACAGUCCAAGUUCCUGUCCACCACCGAGUCCAAGAAGUUCCGCAGGCCGAAGAGACACAGGAAAAAAAGGGGCCACUCAGGCCAGAGGGAACCACCAGACAUGAGGGGUCCAGGGGUGUCUAGCGGAAACAUUGAGAUUGACCCGUCUCUCUGUCGAAGAGUUGAAAUGCAUGUAGACUUCAAUCAGAUAGGCUGGGGGUCCUGGAUCGUCUUCCCGAAGAAGUAUAAUGCCUAUCGAUGUGAGGGGAUCUGUCCAAGUCCUUUGGGAGAAGACUUGAACCCAACAAAUCAUGCUUACAUGCAGAGUCUCCUAAAACACUACCACCCUGAGCGGGUCCCCUCGGUGUGCUGCGCCCCCACCAAGAUGAGUCCUCUAAGCAUGCUGUAUUAUGAGAAUGGAGAAAUGCUGCUUCGCCAUCACGAGGAUAUGGUUGUGGAUGAAUGUGGCUGCCUGUAGCCUCUGUCACAGGCUUGAACCCGACCUUCAGUAAAGACAUGGCCGGAGCAAAGCCCGGGGCCGUCUUCUCACAACCGCUUGAGAUGGAGACGAGGCUACCACUCGUCUCCUUCGGACGCACGCAACAGAGAGUUCCGGAAACAUUACAGUGUAUUUUCACUGACAGAACUAUUAUCCAAGAGUCUGUAACAGAUGGUCGGAAACAAUAAGAAAGCACUUUGUGUUCUUUUGAUUAUUGUGACUGUGCACCCCUCAAGCAGUAUGGUAGAUGUCCUGUAUGUUUAGAAAGCCUGGAUAUAUACAGUAUGGAUUUUCUCUCAGAAUGUGACUGAUUUUAUCUUACUGCUUUUAGGAAUCAGUAAGAGGACAUGCCAUUUCAUUAUAAGUCAUAGGAAAUGGCGUUGUUCACCAUUUAAGCACUGUUUAUACUAUAGUAUACACCUACUGGGUGUA